Molecule: messenger RNA, 2310 nt
Organism: Colletotrichum acutatum
Lineage: Eukaryota; Fungi; Ascomycota; Sordariomycetes; Glomerellales; Glomerellaceae
Product: glycosyl hydrolase family 3 N terminal domain-containing protein
Exons: 3
Coding region: 160-2265 (701 amino acids)
Biological process (GO): glucan catabolic process
Molecular function (GO): beta-glucosidase activity
Source: RefSeq, a predicted model, not a curated record
GCCAGCUCUUCAGCCGCAGCACAGUUAAAUAGCACCGCGCCAUCUGAGGUGCCAUACUACGGGAGAAGUCCGCCAGUGUACCCAUCUCCCAUUGGUAGUGGCUCGAGCAACUCUGGUUGGGCCGCUGCCUAUCGCCAUGCCAGAGGAUUGGUCUCUCAAAUGACGCUCGAAGAGAAGGCGAAUAUCACCCGAGGGUGGACUGGAACAUGCGUAGGAAAUUCCGGCGAAGUUCCUAGACUCGGAAUCCCAGCACUGUGCUUUGCUGAUGCACCAGACGGAAUUCGCGGUCAGGAAUUCGUUUCCGCAUUCCCGGCUGGAAUUCACGUUGCUGCUACCUUUGACAAAGCCCUGCUGUACAAGUAUGGCAAGGCACUAGGCGACGAGUACUACGGAAAAGGUAUCAACGUUGCUUUAGGGCCGGCUGCUGGCCCUCUCGGGAGGGUUGCUCGUGGCGGACGCAACUGGGAGGGACUGUCGAGUGACCCUUACCUUGCAGGCGUUGGCAUGGGCGCAAUUACUCGCGGCAUCCAGAAUGCUGGUGUUAUCGCCACUGCCAAACAUUGGCUCUUGAAUGAGCAAGAGUAUCGCCGUCGGGUAUCCGACCUGGGCGAGGCGAUCAGUUCAAACGUAGACGACAGAGCACUACAUGAACUCUACGUUUGGCCCUUCAUGAAUUCUCUCAAGGAGGGUGCUGCCUCGGUCAUGUGCUCGUACCAGAGAUCCAAUCACUCUUAUGGCUGCCAGAACUCUAAACUCUUGAACGGUAUCUUGAAAACCGAGCUUGGCUUCGAAGGUUUUGUCGUUAGCGAUUGGCAAGGCCAAAUGGGCGGUGUUGCCUCAGCCAACGCAGGGUUGGACUUGGUGAUGCCGGACGAGGGUUUCUGGGGAGAUAAGCUGAUCGAGGCUGUCAACAAUGGUUCUGUAACCGAACAUCGACUCUCCGACAUGGCCACGAGGAUCCUCGCUGGUUAUCACUUCCUUCAUCAAGAGCAUGCCUUCCCUGCUCCAGCAGUGCACUCGAAUCUGCAAAAGGCUUACCCAGUCGAUGUCCAGGAUGAUCACGCUUCUUUGAUCCGCCAAAUCGGAGCAGCCGGCACAGUCUUGGUGAAGAACACCAAUCAUACGCUUCCGCUCAAGAAUCCCAAGUUUUUGUCUAUCUAUGGCUACGACGCAACGGUCAAGGCGAUCCCUUGGGAGAAUCCAAGUCGCUAUGGCGGCGGUUACGAAGUCAACUUCGGCUGGGAAACAUUCAAUGGAACUUUGAUCACUGGCGGUGGCUCUGGCGGCAGUACUCCCCCGUACGUGGUUUCACCAUUCCAGGCGGUCCAAGAGCGAAUCUCCAAGAACCGAGGCAUUCUACGAUGGGAUUUCUACUCUGAAAACCCCUCUCCACCCUACGUCAACUCUGAAGCCUGCCUUGUUUUCAUCAACACGUAUGCCUCUGAGAGCUUUGAUCGCCUGAGCCUCACGGACGAAUUCAGCGACAAUCUUGUGCAGAACGUAGCCGCAAACUGUUCGAAUACUGUAGUCGUGAUCCACUCGGCCGGCAUUCGCACUGUUGAUGCGUGGAUCGAACACCCUAACGUCACUGCUGUCCUUUUUGCCGGGCUUCCUGGCCAGGAGAGUGGCCACAGUCUUGUGGACGUACUAUGGGGCGACAUUAAUCCAUCUGGAAAGCUGCCUUUCACUAUUGCCCGGCAGGAGUCGGACUAUGGAAGCCAUCUUAACUCCAGUGCCUCUGAUGACUUCUUCCCUGACAGUGACUUCACCGAAGGCCUUUACAUCGAUUACCGUUACUUCGAUGCACACAACAUCACUCCUCGCUAUGAGUUCGGCUUUGGUCUCUCAUAUACCACUUUCAGCUUUGCUGACUUGUCCGUUGUGCUCACGGCAGACGCGGAUACGUCAGAAUACCCCGAUCCCAAUGUGUCGAUCGUGCAGGGUGGCCAUCCAUCACUGUGGGAAAACCUCGCAGUUGCAAAGGUGUCUCUCACUAAUACCGGUGACGUGGAUGGAACAGAGGUUGCACAGCUGUAUAUCGGAGUUCCGGGUGACGACACGCCGAUUCGACAACUUCGUGGCUUCUCCCGUGUCUUUCUUUCUAGUGGGCAAACGCAGUCGGUCGCCUUUGAACUCACCAGGCGUGAUCUUAGCAUCUGGGAUGUCGAAGCUCAGCAGUGGCGUUUACGCCGGGGAACUUAUAACGUGUGGUCUGGAUCAUCGAGUAGAAAUCUGGUUCUGCAGGAUACUAUUGAGAUUCAGUAGCGUACUAUAGUUGACUUAGUAAUCAGCCCUUGAAGUAGUCUUGUC